This is a messenger RNA of Polychytrium aggregatum, 1820 nucleotides long. RefSeq lists its product as uncharacterized. The coding region runs from base 275 to 1756 and encodes 493 amino acids. The transcript has 6 exons. The record is from RefSeq and is a predicted model, not a curated record. Lineage: Eukaryota; Fungi; Chytridiomycota; Chytridiomycetes; Polychytriales.
GCUUGGGAUGCAUGGAGCUGUCUUGCGAGAACUGGAUCCGUCGGCUGCGGCAAGAGCCGUCCGCUAGUCGUCGCAGCCAGACAGGGGCUUUUGUGGAUGGCGGUGAUCGGCGGACGGUGUGGGCGGUCGUUGCGAGCGGUCGUUGCGAGCGGUUGCUGUGGCCUCGGAGCUUGGGGUGUCGGGCGCCUUCUGGUUCCCCUUGGCUCUGAUCGCCUCUGAUCGCCUCUGAUCGCCUUGGAUUGCUCGCCUGCCCAACACUUUCUGAUCUCCCACCAUGAUCGACACUGCCCAGGCGCUCCCAGAGUCGUAUGAACGGCCCCCGGCGGUUCCUGAUAUUUUGGCCACCCCAUCGGCGCUGUCCAAGACCCAGCAGAAGAAGGCUCGCCGACGGCUCCAAGCCGAGAUCGACACCGGGAUGAAAACCGCAUCAUCUCAGGCUACCCUCUUGUCUGAUCAGGCCGCCAGCGUCGACACUAGCAAUGGCACCGAUGAUCAAGCUGACGAGGAGCCCAGGGCCAAUCCCUACUGCGAAGGUAUCAGCAAGCGCCUGAAGUAUCUCAAGAAGAAGCAGUCUCGAGUCGGGCGAUAUGAAGGUCUUGAUCGCAAGACCCUGAACCCCGACCAGCUGCUGAUGCUAGAAAAGAAGCCCGAGCUCAACAUGGCCAUCAGCGAGCUGGAGGAUCUUCUCGCCAGUUUCGCCACAAUCGAGGCUCAAGAAGCCAGGAUCGCCAAGGACCAGCAACGCAAGCUGCAGCAGGCUCAUGCCCAGGCCCUCCAACAGGCCAUCGAGGAUCAGAAGUCCGUCUUUGCCGCUCACAUCCAAAACACACUCAAGUCGUUCUUUGUUCUCAACUUCCUGCUGCCGAACCUGUCUGCCUCGUCGAUUGCCAUCAAUGAGCAGCAGUAUCACACGCUGACUCACUUCCGAUGUGCUGUUGCCGCCGUCAACCUCGAAGGUGCCGAAAGCUGUGAGAAUUUUAUCGACGAGGCUCAUGCCCAUCUGAUCAAGUAUCUAGAGGGAUCCAACGAGGAGUUCGUGCCCGGAACAAGCUACGCUGAUCUUGCGGCCCUGAUCUCCGGGAUCCUCCACCCCGUGUCGGCUCCUCAGUUUGGUGUCCCAGAGGAAGACCUUGCCGAAGCUGAGUCCUCGGAAGCCAGUCGCGACGCCUCCCUGCCCCAACCCCUGGCCAACCUCGAGCUCACGACAAAGACCAACACAAUCAGCUUCCUCAGCCCCAGUGAAUGCCUAGAGCCCGCCCUUGGAGAACCGGUCCCGGCCGAUGAUCUGGCCGAAAAAAGCGACUUUGCGGACACAUCCAGUGAAGAGGUGGCCGUCCUUGUUGAUGACACUACCGGAGGUUUCUCUGUCGACGUCCCCGAGCCAGCAAGCGCCCCUGUUUCUGACGAGACCCAACCGCGCGAAGUCCAACCUCAGGGCGAGCGUACUCGCAACCCCCGAUACCGCGGAAAGAAUUACCGUCCUGACUUUCGAAGCCACCGCAAUCGGCCCCAAGACGAAGGCCGUGAUAAGGGUAGUACAGAUCGUUCCAGCCGGGCCAGCCAGAGUCAAGGCCAAAGCCAGCGUCCCAGAGGUCCUGGAUCGGCGACUCGCCGGCCCAAUGGCGAUGGUGCCGUCCAGACCCCUCCCGGCAAGAGCGGACGCCGCGGCGACCAUCAGCGACUCGACAAGACCGAGACACGCCAUCCUGGCGGCGACCGUCCUCGAGCCGGCAUUCAGCAGCCCCGAGAUAACUAAAGGAGCUACACCGGGGUUAUGGAUGGGGGUAUAUCCGGUAGUAUUGGCGCUCCGAUGCCAACCC